This is a messenger RNA of Brachypodium distachyon (stiff brome), 5347 nucleotides long. RefSeq lists its product as uncharacterized. The coding region runs from base 144 to 1340 and encodes 398 amino acids. The record is from RefSeq and is a predicted model, not a curated record. The transcript is spliced from 4 exons. NCBI's taxonomy places the organism in Eukaryota, Viridiplantae, Streptophyta, Magnoliopsida, Poales, Poaceae. Gene Ontology annotation, molecular function: protein binding.
GUGCCAGCGAGCAGCGACCCAAAAUUCACAAGGCAGAGAAGCAAAGUCAGAAGACCAAUCCACAAAGCGCUCCAAGGGGCUGCUUCUUCGUCUUCCCCAAAAUUCAAAACCCCUCUUCCACCGGCCGCAGCCGACGCGACGCCAUGCCGCGGCUUCCGCAGCGCUCCAAGAGGCUCCUUCGUCUUCCCCGAAUCCAAAACCCAUCUCCCACCGGCGCGGGCGCAGCCACCGACGCCAUGCCGCGGCUUCCACCGGCGCUGCCUUCGGAGCUCGUGGAGGAGAUCCUCCUCCGCGUCCCUCCGCAGGAACCCAGGUCGCUGUUCCGCUCGACGCUCGUGUGCAAGCUGUGGCUCCGGAUCCUCACCGGCGACGCGUUCCGGAAGGCCUACCGCGAGUGCCACCACGGUACGCCCCCGAUGCUCGGCAUCUUCCACAACGAUCGCAAGACCUUCUACCACACCCGGUUCGUCCGCACCUUAGCAGACCUCUCCCCGCCCCGCCUCGGCAGCAGCGCCUUCUUGCGCGCGCUCGACGCCCGCCACGGCCGCGUCCUCUUCAAGAUGGAUGCCGACCCUGCCGAGGAUGUCCCUAGGAAGCCUGCGCCUCACGAGCACUUCCUCGUCUGGGACCCGAUCACCCACGAGGGGUGGGUGAUCCCCAUCCCCAUGCCCAGCAGAUCCAUUGGAGGCUGGUUUGCUGUGCUCUGUGCCAGGGACGGGUGUGACCACCUGGAUUGCCAUGGCCAUCCAUUUCGAGUGGCGCAUGCCUUCGUCGAUGAGUUCGAUUUUAACUCCUUCUCUGCGUAUCUUUACUCGUCCGUGAAUGGUAACUGGAGCGACAGGUCCUCUGUUGAGUUUGAUGGUGAGGACAAGGACCUGAAUCACUUCUGCAACCUCCAUGAGAUUACAACCAACGUCCUUGUGGGGAAUGCUCUGUACUUUGACUGUGAUCUGUCCCCGGUAAUAAUGCGGUAUGGCUUGGCGGACCGGGAACUAUCGCUGAUCGAAAAGCCAGAUGUGUGUCGCUAUAUGUCUGGCCAGGUGAUGGUGGAGAACGGCAUACUGGGAUUCGCCACCAUACUGGGGUUCAGCAUCUACAUUUGGUCGAGAGAAGUUGAUGAGCAUGGAGCCGCGGCAUGGGUGCAACCCAGAGUCAUCAAGCUCGAGACGUUGCUCCCCCCUAGGUACCUGUCAACCAAACUCACUAUGUGUGGUUUUGCUGAGGAAAUUGGUGUCAUUUUCCUACGUACAAAGCCGGGCAUCUUCACGAUUGAGCUCAAGUCGGGCCGAGCCAGGAACCUGCGCAAAGAUGGUUACACUCACGAUCCUCUCCCUAUGUGAGCUUCUACACUCCAGGCAGGGGCAUAAUGCCAUUGGACCCUCCGCGUUUGAAGAACAUUGAUUUACUUCGAGACCUGAAGAGGUCAUUCAGUGUAAGGCAUCCGAUACUCGGUUGCAAUGCCUUCCCAACCAACUUGGUGUUACAUGGGCAAGAGUGAUGCUAGAGGUGUUGCUUGGUGGGCAAUAAGAAUCUGGAUUUGUGAAAUGGAUGUAUGACUUGGCAGGAACAAAGCAGCAGCAGCAGCAAUACCGAAGCAGCUCACGGCCGAAGCGGCAGGAUGCUGUCAUGUUGCCUGAUUAAUCUCACCAUCAGCGACAUGGAUUUAAAGCUAAGUGCUCCCAGCCCACCACAUGGAUUGAAAAACUGACACAUAAGAUAGAUCCAGUAGAACUUUUUGUUUAUGGAUUUGCAAGCAACCAUUGUCCAUUUGACCAUGUAAUAUAAGUAUAAUUCUUCAUUUAACGUACUGGUAACAGAGUCUGCAUUUUUCUUACUCAAAUUCAGGGAACACUGUAAAUCAUUAGAACUUUACACAGUUAAUAGUUAUUUAUUGACACUUUUGACUGUCGUUUGCUUGUUGUCCAUGUCACUUUUAAUCAUGACAUAUUUGCUUAUAGAGGUGUAAAUUGAUUUUCUUUCAGUUUCACCGUGCCAGCUCCUUUCUCUUAUUGAUCUUCCUUAACAGUUUCUAUUACUCUAAUUACAGGUCUUAAGGCAAGGAAGAGAUCCAAAGAAAAUCAAGAUGUACCAAGAAAUAUAUCGUUGUUUUUUGGAAGCAAGUCUUGAAUCGAGAGGUAAAAAUGACACAACACAUCUGAUUUCUUUUCAGAAACAAGAUUACAUUAUUCUUGGAAAAAGAUGGUAUUCUUCUAGGAAGAUGAUACAACCUCUGUUCCCAUAUACAAGACAUUCUGGUAGUUCAAAUUAAACUGCCAGGACGUCUUAUAUAUGGGAACAGAGGUAGUCCCUUUUAUGCUGCUGUUCUACACAGAUGGUCACCUGGUUUUGUUAUUUCUAUUCUUGGAAAAUGCCUUUUGCACCUCUUGGGUGCAGGGCCUGUCAGUCAACCUCACCUUCUCCUUUCUGCAUAUAUUGAUUCCUGUGUUAUUCACUGAGCACCAUACCUCCACGGUCGUGUGAUUAUGCUGUCUUGACGCAUACAUGAUCUUGUCCAUGCCAAUUGCAAAUAAGGAUGGCUAAACUUGUGCUGGCAUCUCAAAUAUCUUGGGAGUACUGUAGUAAUUUGUACUACAUAGAUCCUUUCUGCCCAUUUUCACUCAUUUUGGUAAUCAUUUUUGUUGUUCAUGUCAAUUCAGAGACUAUUCCAACCAGAAAAUCUUAUCCAAAUUAUUUCCUUUUUUAUAACACUGUUUGUAUCUCUCCUAAAGCUCCACACAUCUGCCUAACCUCCAUUUUCCAUUUGCGUGACAAAUGAAGGCGUCGAAUAGAGCUUAAUGAUGUGUGUGACUCAUCAACAGGAAAGAUGAUCACCUGGAGGCAAUUAGGUCUCGUGCUAUGCGGUACAGAAUUAUAUAUUUCAGUAGUAAGGUGUUUUGGUUGCACUUGGUUACUUUCCAUGCUGUUGUUGGUUUCUGUUGGUAGGCCCUAUCUGUCGGUAAGUUUUGUUACAUGGUUGUUUUCUGAUAGUGUGUGGAGCAAAUCGCCAUUGUUAGGUAGGAGACAGUAAUUUAUUUAUGAGCUGCUUGAUGAUGAUAUCUAGAAACUUUUGAAAUUUGUCAAUUUAUCUGUAACUAUUUCUUAUGCUUUCAAGUAUUAUGUUUAUUGUCUGGCAGUUUACCUAGAAAAAACUAAGUUAUAGCGGUCAUUUAUGGCUCUUGACUUCUUGCCAUCCAACUUCCUGAUGCGUCAACUGUGGUAACUAUGUUUUGGGCUUGUAGUUCACCUUCAGCUUGUUUUUGGUUUUGCCAAAUUCAUGUUUGACACAGUGAAGAGUGGAAAUAAAUUGAGUUGGUCACCCCCACACCACAAAUGCACAUCUUCAAAAAUCCCAAAAAAAAAAGGCCUGUCCAGGGAAGAUGUCUCACAGUGGAUAGGCUGGCUCUCAGAAAUAUUCGGUAUAACACUAUUUGCCAACUUUGUCGCUGCCAUCCAGAAUCUGCUCUGCACCUGUUCGCCGCCUGCUCAUACUCCAAACAGGUUCAGAGCAGUUUGCUGCUGCGGUAUAGGUUGCUAACGAUUGCUCCUGAUAUCAAUGAGCCCUCACUUCUCUGAUGGUGGGAGAAAAACUGUGAAUCAUAUUCGUCUGAGGCAGAGAGGGAGCAGUUUGGCACCCUUGUUAUGCUGACUGAGCCCUAAUUCUCUGUAAAAAAACCCUACUUCAUUAAUGGAAAGCGGCACUGCUAGCUGCAUUAGUCAAAAGAAAAUAAGGUCUCUGCUUUUGGUUUUCCUUGAACAAGGUACUUAGCAGCCAUAGCUGAAUAUACUUGGUGUCUAUCUCUGUCCGGAGUUCUGGGUAGUAGACCACUACGAGCCGAUUGUUAGGUCUUAUCUGCCUUGUUUUUAGACAACGAGCUGUUAUAUAGUACGAUGCUACUUUUGGAGAGAGCCCCCAAUUUGGUAACAUCGGUAAGGUUGCAGUCUGCUUUAGCAAUCAGGUCUCCUGAUUUUGUUGCUAGACUCUAGAUAGUCGUGAACAUGGAUCUGAUUGUUUGAUUAAAUCAUGCCCCCCAGUUCCCUUAGUUUGUUGGAUCUAAUUGUUUGAUUAAACCGUGUCAUCAGUUAAAUCCUAAAUUGUAGAAGUGCUUUGAUCGCUGUCAGUUAUCAUUGGUUGUCAAACUCGAUACAUGCCUUUAUCCAACCUUCAACGUCAUCUCCCUGGAAGGUAGCAAGGAACUUUAGUGCCCACACUGCAGUAAGAAUAGAAACUUUGCUGCCUUGUCAAUUUUAGCAAUCUGAAAGAGUUGAAAAUCUUAUUUUCUUUGUUCUAAUCAUAAUCCAGGCCUAACACCCUUAUCCAUGUACUAGUUAAUUUGUUGCCAUGUACGAGCAGCACCAUGGUUCUAUUCUUGAGUAUGCAUCUGCCAUAGUAACUUGCUGUCAUUUAAUCUCUCACACUGCAAACAUUAUCAUCAUUAUGGUGUUUGUGUUUUUUAAGGAGAUAAAUUCCAUCGUUAGGUCGACAUUAUAUUUAUAAUCCUAAAAAAUAUACUUGUAUUUUCAAUGUGCAUCGGCAGUUUAGACAGUUUUCUUAUUCAUAUUCAGAGAACAGUGUAAACCAUUAGAAGUUUAGACAGUUAAUUGUUGUUUAUUGACACUUUGACUGUUGUUUGCUUUUUGUCCAUGUUACUUUUAGUCAUGACAUAUUUGUUUAUAGAGGUGUAAAAUUGUGUGGAGCUUAUGCAUGUGAAAUCUUAUGGUGCGGUUUUGACAAAGCAUAGUAUACUGCUAUUUUUUUUUAGCUCAUGCUAUUUGUAUUUUCAGAGUCUUGGUUGUGGUGAACUCAAUGACAGCAGGUGUCACCCUACGCAGAUGGCUUGUGCUUACUAGUUUUGUGUAUGAUCUAUUUCAUCAGUCCAGAGGAACAGCAUACCUAGAAUUGAAGGUAUAUAAAUUCUAAAAGUGUUACAUUAGACUUUAACAGUCAGUUACUCUAAUUGCAGGUCUUUAGGCAAUGAAGAGAUCCAACUAAGGAAAUCAAGAUGUACCAAGAAAUAUAUCGUUGUCCAUGUUAACCUACUUUCAUUCAUCUUGGUUUCGUGUGAAUGAUGAAUUAGUUAAGGCUCUGCAAGAUAAUGGCAUGCGGCUCUCCUUGCUCGGAAGUCUGUAUGAUGACAUCAAGGAACUGCUAAAGAGGUUUCCUGACUUUUCUGUUAAUCAUGUGGGUAGAAAUUGUAAUAGUUUGGCUCACGACCUUGCUAGCGUUAGCCGUACAAACCAAGCAGGUGGUGCACUUGUUGGCGCUCUGCUUCGUUGCCUCAAUUUUUCUUGUAAUGAACACUGUAAUCGUGUUUGGGUGAUGAAGUAAUGGAGCUCUCCCGUUCAAAUU